UUUAAUGCUGGCCACACACAGGAUCAGGAUGACGAUCCCGAUGAUGGAGGGGGAAUCCGAAAAGCUAAGAUCCUGAAGGCUGAAGGCUGAAGGCUGAAGGCUGAAGGCGGAGAGGAGUCUUCCAAAAUUUGCCAAGCCAUGGAGUGCGCACUGCAUUCUGUUUCUGUUUCUGUUUCUUCCUUCAAAAAUUCAUCCUCUCCCGCUUCCAAUUCCUUUGCUCUUCCCUCCUCCCGCAGCUUCCGGCCGCCGCCGUUAAGGUUAUUGCGGCAUCUCAGCUUCCAGCCAAGAACACCUCUACACGCUUCCGCUUCCGCUUCCCAGUCUCAAAUUCCUCAAUCUUCAGCCCGUUGGAUCCUCCUACCCGUUGGCGAUGGAGAUUGGAAGCAUAUAGGUUCCAAGGUUGAAAUGCCAGAUGCUUUCGAAAUUGUGUCGAGUGAGGUCACUGUUGGGCGCCUUCCCGAUAAAGCUGACAUUGUAAUCCCAGUUGCAACAGUUUCUGGUCUUCAUGCUCGCAUCAAAAACCAACAAGACAGGCUGUUGAUCACAGAUCUAGACAGCACCAAUGGGACUUUUAUCAAUGACAAGAGGCUCAACCCUGGAGUUGUUGCUGCUGUAUCAUCUGGGAAUUGCAUUACUUUUGGGGACAUCCAUCUGGCCAUGUUUCAGGUCUCAAAGCUCAAGACUGUAGAAGCUGCAACCAAACUCCAAGAAUCGGCGGAGCCAACCAACAACUCUGAAUUGGAAACAAGUUGAUAAAAAUGGCACAUUUUAUAUGCCAUCUAGAGAGAGAGAGAGACAGCAAAUAUGUGCAAAAAUCUGCACCUUCUGUAUUGUUUGUAACAGUAAUCUUUGCAUGAAUUUUUCCAUAUGAGUUGAGGAAAAUAUUGAAGUGCCAAUGAGUCAUCUGAUAGACCAUUUAGUUUAAAUUGACAGUAAAGGGUCAAAUUGUUAAAUUUUUUUUUUUAUGGACAACGGUGACUGGAGCAGAGGGAUUCAAAUUUAGGCUGCCUAUUUCUAAA
Molecule: messenger RNA, 1019 nt
Organism: Momordica charantia (bitter melon)
Lineage: Eukaryota; Viridiplantae; Streptophyta; Magnoliopsida; Cucurbitales; Cucurbitaceae
Product: SMAD/FHA domain-containing protein
Molecular function (GO): protein binding
Source: RefSeq, a predicted model, not a curated record